GGAGCUUACCCCAACUCGUGUCCUUACCCAGAACAGCACAAAGCAGAGCUACCAUCUUUACAAGACAGCAACCGACGGAAAAGCUGAAACUGAGGUAAUAAUGGGUUUGGAAGCGGUGGGAGAUCUCGCUCUCAACGAAAUCCUAUCAAAAUUGGGACCAAAAGAAACAGCCAAAGUGGCUUGUGUUAAUAAGCGCUUUAAGGCUUCCGCCACUGAGGAUUCUCUCUGGUCCAAAUUUUGUUCUCAAGAUCUUCAUCUCUCUGCUCCUCUUGAUCCUCAUGGCAAUCUUGUUCCUUCCUUCAAGUUUGCUUAUGGAUUAUGGCGGGAAGUUUUCACUAUGUAUCCUUGGCCCCUUGUAAAACGAGUUAAAAGAUGUUGGGACAGACUCAAGAAUUGGUUGACUGCAAAUUUUCCAGAAGCUGGAGCUACACUGCAGCAGGGUGCAUCAGAAACUCAGAUUCGGGAGUUGGAGGUAGUUUUGAAAGUGAAAUUGCCUCUUCCUACAAGGGUUCUCUAUCGCUUUUGUAAUGGUCAAGUUUUCCAAGACAAAGAUGCACCAAAGGGUGCUCUUGGUAAUACAUUGGGCCUAAUAGGUGGCUAUACUUUUUAUCAUCACUUGGUUAAUGUGUACUUGUUACCAUUGGAUGAAGUUAUCUUGGAAACAAAUCAGGUCAUGCGCCAGCUUGAGAUUUCUGGCAGUUUUAGAAGAAAAUUCAUUGUUGUGGCCAGGUCCUCCACAUUCCAAGAAAAGUUGUUUUUCCUUGAUUGUACAAGUGGCCAACUCUAUGUUGGUACCAGGAAUCUUGCAACAGAUCUUGAAAUGCUGCCUUGUGUACCAAGUGGACUGUUAAACUCAGUGCAUGAUUUCAACAGUGACCAGCUGCAGGAUGCAAUGUUGCUUUGGUUAGAAGAGCAUGGACGUUGUUUACAAGAUGGCAUUAUCAAACUUAGGGAAGAAAGAAAAGUAAGAGCUAUCUGUCAAUUUCCAGAGGAGCCUCCUCUCUGUUCCACUGCUAUCACCAAUGGUGUAAAGGUCCGUGCUUCUGCAGUUUUUGUGCCUGAGGCAGCUGAUCUGCCAGAUAGCACUGAGAAAUACUGGUUUGCAUAUUCCAUUCGCAUGUCUCUCCUGCCUGAAGGAUGUAUUGUAAAUGGAAUGCACUUCAGUUCUUGCCAACUGCAAAAGAGGCACUGGAUUAUUCGUGCCAAUGGCAAUGUUGUAUCUGAUGUCAAUGCAGAGGGUGUAAUAGGCAAGUAUCCACUGUUGCUUCCAGGUGAGAGAGAAUUUGUGUAUCAGAGUUGCACGCCUCUUUCGACUUCUUCUGGUUCUGUUGAAGGUCAUUUCACAUUUGUUCCUGACAGGUUGGUGGAUUCAAAAGGAGCUCCAUUUGAAGUUGAAGUAGCUCGGUUCCCUCUCCAACUUCCAGACUACAUCUUCUGAUGGUCAAGACUUAAAUUCCUGUAAUAAUGCUUACCUAAUAAUUUAUAAUCCUCCUGCUGUUGUUAAUAUGCGAUUAAUAUCCAACCUACUGUAAAUUUGCCAGUUGUGAAGAAAUUGCAGCCUUGCUUUGGUUUAUAAA
Manihot esculenta (cassava) is the source of this 1577-nucleotide messenger RNA. RefSeq names its product F-box protein SKIP16. NCBI's taxonomy places the organism in Eukaryota, Viridiplantae, Streptophyta, Magnoliopsida, Malpighiales, Euphorbiaceae. The record is from RefSeq and is a predicted model, not a curated record. Gene Ontology annotation, molecular function: protein binding. The coding region runs from base 101 to 1438 and encodes 445 amino acids. The transcript has 5 exons.